This is a messenger RNA of Arxiozyma heterogenica, 720 nucleotides long. It is a transcript of the gene PRM4, whose product is annotated as pheromone-regulated protein PRM4. Bases 1 to 720 code for a protein of 239 amino acids. The transcript has a single exon. NCBI's taxonomy places the organism in Eukaryota, Fungi, Ascomycota, Saccharomycetes, Saccharomycetales, Saccharomycetaceae. The record is from RefSeq and is a predicted model, not a curated record.
AUGAAACAAAGUAUUAAAACCAGGAAAAUUGGAACGUUGACACUAAUAUUAAUAAUGAUAAUAAUAUGUACUAUUUUUACUACUGUCUCUAAUAAAACAUUGUCAUACUAUAAUACAGACAAUGGGUUUAUUCAACCUAACAGUGAUAUACGUUGGUUACCUAUACAUAGUAACUAUAAAGAUAUUCAAAGUAGCACAACAGAAGAGCAAAAGAAUGUCAUUAAUAAGAUAGAAAGUAUUAAAAAGGAGGUACAGUUCAACCAACACAACAUUCCAAAAAAUAACAUUAAUGUAGAAUCAAAAACUUUAGAAAAUACUAGACAAAGCCUAAAACGACAUAAAGUUGAUCUAGAGUUUCAAAGGAUAAUAGAUAUAUCACCUUUAGUUCUAUUUUUUGAGUCGAGUAACAAAAAUAGCUUAAAAAUUAAAAAUAUAAUACUAAAUGAAUAUGAAGUAUACCCUGAAAUAACAAUAGUUGAUUUCGACAAAUACUUUAACAAAGAUGAACUUAAAUCAUAUGUUCAGGAAAGCGUUCAUUUAAAUCCUACAGGUAUCAGUAAUUCCACAUAUUUAUUUUUAAAGGGAACCCCAAUUAUCUAUCAUGAAUUAGAGGACAAAUUUCUAGAGCUGCAUUCGAAAAACUUUUUUGCUGAGAAGAUUAAAAAAAUCUGUAAAGGUUCUAUAUUAUUUAAUAAAAUAUACCUACCGUCGAAUAAUUGA